UAAGUGCUUCAGAUAUCUCUCACCAUGUGCUUCUUCUUAUGGAAAAAAAUUGACAUCAUUGGUAGCAGUGAACAUGUGAUCAGUUUUGUCUUUGUUGCCCAAUCAGCACAAGUCUUAUCUCUGAAGAGUGGAGAAUGUAACGGGGUCUGUGUCAUUCAACACGACAAUUUCAACAUGAUGACAUCUCCAAAGUUUUUUUUCUGUCUGACUUGUUUGUUCUUAGGAAAACUGGCUCUGAUGAGCAAUUUCAUCCAGUCCACAACUGUUCGUCAAGACACUGCAUUUAUAUCAGCUAAUGUUGGAGACAACUUGACUUUGAGAUGUUUCUAUGACAGUGAUGCUGCAAAGUAUUACUGGUAUAAACAAACACUCGGACAGAAGCUACAACCUAUCUCUAAUACCUAUAAGUUUGAUAAAAGUGGCAAUUUUCAUGAUGAAUUCAAGGACAAUCCACGCUUCACACUGGAAACCAAUGCUGGUAUGAAUCACCUAAAAAUCUCAGAUGUACAACCUUCAGACUCAGCCACUUACUACUGUGCAAGAGGUUAUUCAUUUAUGUUUGAAUUUGCGGAAGGAACUAUUGUCAGUGUAAAGGAAUCAGGCUUGAACAUUCACGGCUUUGUCCAUCAGUCAGAAUCUGAGACCAUCCAGCCAGGAGGCUCUGUGACUCUCAACUGUACAGUACACACUGAGACCUGUGAUGGAGAACACAGUGUUUACUGGUUCAAAAGCUCUGAAGAAUCUCAUCCAGGACUCAUUUACACCCAUGGAGACAGGAAUGAUCAGUGUGAGAGGAAACCCAACACACAAACACACACCUGUAUCUACAACUUGUCGCUAAAAAAUCUGAAUCUUUCUCAUGCUGGGACCUACUACUGUGCUGUUGCCUCAUGUGGACACAUACUGUUUGGAAACGGGACCAAAGUGGACAUUGAGGAUGAGGUGGACUCUCUCAUCUUGGUGUAUUUCCUGAGUGGAGGUGUGACAUUCACCACAAUCCUGAGUGUUUUACUAGCUUUCUCAAUAUACAAGAUAAACAAGAGAAACAACUGCAAAUGCUCAGAGUCUCAUGCAAGAUCAUCAUCUCCCUCCACAACAGCUGCAGAUGGUUCCCAAGACGCAGACCACCUACAUUAUGCUGCUUUAAGUGUUAACCUGCCCAACAGAUCAAGAAGACAGAGAAACAACACCAAUAAUGACUGUGUGUACUCCAGUGUUAAGCAGUAGAGCUGUUUUUGUCUUUGAUAUUAAUAUGAGAUUCCUCAAUUUCUCUUGGGUCGAGCACCAUGUAUUUAUAUGCAGAUUUUGUGUGAUUAAUUUUAAAACAAACCAUGUGAUGUAACUGACAUACUUUGAUGUAAAGAGAAUAUAUGUAUUAGACAACAUGCAUGUGUAAGCUAACAGUGAAAUUGUUGAUUUGAACUGUGAUAUGGAACACAGUACAUGAGAGAUUUGGUCAUACCAAAUUGGGAAGAAAAUUGAGGAAUCGCCGAUAAGUAAUAAAUAAAUACAUCUACACCUCA
Messenger RNA from Lates calcarifer (barramundi perch), 1523 nucleotides. RefSeq lists its product as uncharacterized. NCBI's taxonomy places the organism in Eukaryota, Metazoa, Chordata, Actinopteri, Centropomidae. Gene Ontology annotation, biological process: response to bacterium. The record is from RefSeq and is a predicted model, not a curated record.